UGCAAUACUAUUAAUAAAUGCAUAUUGAUUGAAAUAACAAUAAAUAUUAUGUGUCAAUUGGCAACAAAAUGUAACUUAACCGUUAUUUAUUAAGUGUCAGACAUUGCUAAAAAUGCCAAAAAAAAAAAAUAUAAUAUCUUAGAACAAAAAUACUUUAAAUCCAAAAUAGUUUAAUAAAAAUUUUCAAAAAAUUUAAAGGGUCACCCUUUGUUCUCUUCAGGUACUGGUAGCUAGCAGGUAGCUCUUCCCUCUACUCAUCAUAAUAAUAGUACUUCACGGCGCUGUUGCCAUCGGCGGCUGUUUGUCGGCAAUGGAAACCGAUGACGAGCAGCGAGUGCUUCCAUUUCAGCUUCAAUUUGACAAACCAGUCGCCUCUCAGAUUAAAAUUGCGGAAUGGAAUCCAGAGAAGGACUUACUGGCUAUGGUAACUGAGGAUUCUAAGAUUUUACUCCAUCGUUUCAAUUGGCAGCGCUUAUGGACUAUUUCCCCUGGAGGUUGCAUCACAUCGUUGUGCUGGCAUCCUGAUGGUAAAGCAAUAGCUGUUGGACUUGAAGAUGGAACCAUUUCCUUGCAUGAUGUUGAGAAUGGGAAAUUAUUGAGAAGCUUGAGGUCUCAUACUGUUGCGGUUGUGUGUCUUAACUGGGAGGAAGAUGGACUAGUGAAUAAAGAUGAUUUGUGUAACUACUUGACAUAUGAAGAUCGCACUUCUCGUUUCUUCCCUCCUGCUCCAAAGCCCCCUCGGAUGCCUGGUGUGGUAUCUGGAGAUACUGGUUUCAUGGAUGGCAGUGAAGAUUCUUAUCAAGAGUUAUCAAGUUCUUCUUACCAACGCUUUAAUAUUCUGUGCAGUGCAGACAAAGAUGGAAGUAUUUGCUUUAGUAUAUUUGGAAUUUUUCCAAUAGGACAAAUUAAUAUACACAACUUUUCUGUUUCUACUCCACUUGUGGAUAAGCAAUCAACUUGCCAGCUUAUGAAUGCAUCCAUUUACAAGGUUGCUUUGUCAAAAGACCUUUGUCAUUUGAUUGUCAUGUGCUCAGGAGAAUUCAGUGAAAAUAUGGUUGAAUCAAGAGAAAGUCAAAUGACUGGGCAUGGCUCACAUAGUUUAGUGCUUGAUACUUCUAUAUUUUUUAAGAGGAAAAACGAACUCCAUCAGUUGGCCCAACAAGCUUCUAACAUUGAGGAAUUAACUGAGGUUAUCCGGGCAUCAUUAUCAGUUAUGUCAAAGCAGUGGUCAGAUGCCAUGCGCAUGUUUCAUGAGAAGUUUGGUUCUCUAUCUACUUUGAUUAACGACCAUGCCCUAGAGUCUUCUCCCCAGGAGGAGUUUCUGAGCCUUUUAGGUGGUGCUCGCACUAGUCCAGCAAUACAUCAAUUUCUGGUUAAUAGUCUUGGUGAAUUGGGUGUCAAGCGUGUUUCAAAAGUUGUUUGUGGUGCUGGAAAAGAACUUCAGCGUAUUGUUCUUGAUCAUAUGCAGCCUGCUGCAGAAAUUGUUGCUUUCAGGAUGGGAGAACUAAGAGGUCUUUCAAGAUGGCGGGCACGCUACCAAGGUAUUGGUUUAGAUGAGAUGCUUAUCGAUAAUGCAACAGAAAAAUCUGGCAUGAUACUAGUACAAAUUGAACGGUUUAUGAGGGUACUCUCAUCUGUGGAGCAACAGUUUUCAAAUUUCUUCAGUUGGCUUCUUAAAUGUAUAAAGCUACUUAUGCAAGAACCAAGCGAUCAGCUUCUGCCGUACAGCAGUGAACUCGUUGUCAUAUUCUUAAAAUUCUUAUACGAUCAAGAUCCGGUUAGGCAGCUGCUGGAACUAACUGAAGUUGGCCAUGAUAUUGAAGUUGACUUGGAAACCAUGCAAAGAGUUAAAGAAUUAGUUCAGUUUGGAGGAUUUUCAGAUUGCAAAUAUCUGCAAAGGACAUUAGCUGAAGAAUUUCAACAAAUGGAGUCUAGCUUCAAGGAGGCGUUUCAGAUGCCCUUCACUACAAUUUCAAGAAAAAUAAUUUGCAAUGAUUUGCUGCCACUAUUUCCACUUUCAUCUUCCCCAGCAUCUACAGCCAUGAAAAUUCCUCUGUCAAUAUCAUACUAUGAGGAGGUUUCCCAAUCUGUUUCAGUUCACCAAACUUAUGAACAAAGCCUUGUUGAUUACAUAUGCUUCCAAGUGCCGAAGGAACCUUCUUCAAAUAUUUCAAAUCAUAUCGGCAUAAUGAGAGGUUUUAUGCAUGAUUUGAGUAAUAUAAGGAAGGGCUAUACUUCGUUGGAAGCUGUAUUGUUGUCUAUACCUGCUGGUUAUAACUGUGUUGAUCUCUCUUUAUAUAAGGAUAGUCAAAUAGUCUUGCUAUUAAAUGCGAUUGCAACAUCAUCUGAAAGCUCUGGAGAUGCCUGUAUGAUGGUUGUGCAAGCUAGUGAGCUUCCGUUUGUUUCUAUAUCAAGAUCAAGUUCUCUGAACAUCUGGAGAUUAGAUCAACUUAAGGAUUCCUCUGUGCAACUACAAAUGGAGAACGAAAAGGUCCGCUGCAUACCUCAUUCUGUUAUUGCUCCCUUGGCAGUUAGUGCAUCUAGAGGGGUAGCUUGCGUCUUUGCUACAAGAAAGCGUGCCUUGGUUUACAUCCUGGAGGAAGAUGAAGAUGAAGUUCCAGAAAUAGAAUGACUGUCCUCUUCUGCCUGUGGGUGAAUUAAUCCCUGUGUUCUGGAACAGUCUGCUGUUUCAUGAGUUUCACAUUCAGCUCCAUGUAUCAACUCUGUAAUUUAAUCCAUUUUUAUUUUCCUAAUUAUACGGUUAUACUACACAAGCUCUGGUAAAGCAGCUAUUGGAAGCCUAUCUACAGAAGUUGAGGAUCAUGCAUUGUGGUCAAAGGUACCAAGGGGGUAAGUGAUGAAGAUUUGAAGAAGAUUGAAGAGGACGAUUGUAGCUAAUAGCUAUUGGUGAUUAAACUUCAAUAUGUAGCACUAAAGUAUCAUAACUCAACUUUCAUUUUGUUCCAAGCUAUCUAAUGUUUUUAUAUUUUCAUAUUUA
Molecule: messenger RNA, 2998 nt
Organism: Ricinus communis (castor bean)
Lineage: Eukaryota; Viridiplantae; Streptophyta; Magnoliopsida; Malpighiales; Euphorbiaceae
Product: anaphase-promoting complex subunit 4
Exons: 19
Coding region: 311-2632 (773 amino acids)
Biological process (GO): anaphase-promoting complex-dependent catabolic process; protein K11-linked ubiquitination; positive regulation of mitotic metaphase/anaphase transition
Cellular component (GO): anaphase-promoting complex; nuclear periphery
Molecular function (GO): protein binding
Source: RefSeq, a predicted model, not a curated record